AUGGGCGUAGGGGGAAAUCUUGUUGCCAUUCAAGCCAGCAGGAUGUCCACGUACCUUCACUGCUGGACUGUUCCUGGAUCUGUUCCCGUUACGAUGAGUGGAAACUGUCCCGGACCCUGUGCUACCCUCUGCUCCUCAGAUGUUAACUCCAAAUCGGCGAGAGUCCUGGUUCUCUUCGUGGUCCCGGGUCACCUGCUCUUCCUCUUCACCAUCCACCUGCUGCAGGGGGGCCACAUCGCCAUGACGACCACCUUCGUCAUCUGCUACCUGUGUGCAGCUCUGCUUCAGGUGGUGAUUCUGCUGAACGUGGCCGGCCUGAUGGUGCGCUGGCUCUGGAGAAGAGGUCUGGAUCCGGAUAACUUCUCCAUCCCGUACCUCACGGCUCUGGGAGACCUGCUGGGGACCGGCUUCCUGGCUCUGAGCUUCAGACUCAUCCAGAUGUUCAAUUCUUCUGGGACUUGAGUUUGAAACAGACUCCCUGAGGGCAUUGUUCUCUGUAUGCAAGUGGAUUAAACACACUUGCAACAAAGUCAUUAGGUUUGAGAAGGAAGGUGCUGAUUGAAAAACAAAGGAAGUUAGUAUGCUGUUAUAUUUGUGCCUCAAAACUGGGCAUCCAAAUUAGAUUUUCUUUCCUGAAAAAGGAUAGAAUUGUAUUUAUUUAUAGCAUUUUGCACGGAUAAACUGAGAUGAUUUUGCUCAGAAUAUGCCUUUGUGCUCUGGAUUGAGGCAAUGUGUAACUAUGUAGUGGAAAAAUUGCUGAAAACAAGACAGAAUAUGGUGAUGAAAGUGUGGACUUUUGAUUUCUAUAUUUGCUAAAUCACAGUGCAGUAGUUGUACUCUGAACCAACCGAUACCCUCCAGCUUUGCUCAGUAGAAACAACAAGUUGGAUUACUGUAGAACAGCUGUUACCUGUCGACACAUCUGUAAACCUAUUGUCAGUCCCUAUGGUUCAGGUGUUUUGUAGUGAGGUUGUAUGAGGUACUAAUCCAUAGUCAGUGUCUAACAGACAGUAGAGGUGGUCAGCAAGGUCAAAUAUGGAGAAGCAGACAAGAGUUACGGCACAUAAAUCAUUGCCACCUAAAAAACUAUUAUUUUAAAUGUAUGAUUUAAUAUCUUCACCUCUUUACCGACAGGGAACUGAACUGGUUUUCUUAAAAAGACCCUUAGACAGAGGGUGAAAACAGGUGUACAGGCAGUACGAGAACAAUAAAGAGCUUUUUAAACAUUAAAGCGUGGAGACAUGAGACACUACAUACACAUAUGAACCUAACCAUGUGCUUAAUAGGGCCCUUUGGAAGUGAUAUUGAUCAUUUUAGGCUGAAUUAGGUUUUUGUUAUGCUCCAUAUGUCCUCCUGUAAAUGUUUAAUGUACUGCGUCUUUAAAGCGCUUUACAAAACACACUUUCACCCACUGAUGGCAGAGACCACCAGACAAGGUGCCACAGUAGCUUAAGCUAACGUGUGUCCAUGCAUACUAUCUAGAGUUUGUGAGACAGAGGGAUCACA
This is a messenger RNA of Notothenia coriiceps (black rockcod), 1506 nucleotides long. Its product is annotated as solute carrier family 41 member 1-like. Gene Ontology annotation, cellular component: plasma membrane. Gene Ontology annotation, molecular function: monoatomic cation transmembrane transporter activity. Lineage: Eukaryota; Metazoa; Chordata; Actinopteri; Perciformes; Nototheniidae. Gene Ontology annotation, biological process: monoatomic cation transport. The record is from RefSeq and is a predicted model, not a curated record. The transcript is spliced from 4 exons. Bases 1 to 462 code for a protein of 153 amino acids.